UUUUAAUUUUAUUUUCUUUCUCAUUUUUUCCCCUUUUUAAUCUGAUUUUUCUUGUACAGCAAGAUAAUUAUACAAAUAUGUAUGUCUAUAUUGGAUUUACAUAUAUAAAUAUAUAUAUUUGCCAUCUAGAGGCAGGGAUGGAGGGAAGGGGUAAUUGGAACACAAGGUUUUGCAAGGGUCAAUGUUGAAAAGUUAUCCUUGCAUAUGUUUUGAAAAUAAAACACUUCAAUAACCAAAAAACUUCCAAUAAUCACUAUGAUGUAUGAUUCCCUUGGUUCUUGCCUUUGUGACCCAGAAGGACUGCUUGUUUCCGUGGAAACUAAAUGUACCAAAGUCAGGGAAUGACAUCCCAUCCACUCCACUCCAAGGAAGGUCUAACAUCACACGUCUUCCACCUCCUCUUAGACGCCUAGCACUUCCAAAGGCUCACCCACAGACUGCAUUCCCAACUAUAAGAUCUUUGGUAUAGAGCUAGAAAAGACUUUAGUAUCAAAGAGGAACAAUGGAAUUGUUGGCUUGCACCAGUCACCUCAUACCACCUCACUGCAUGGUGGAUAAUCCCACUAGAGAGGAUGUUUCAACCUAUUCCACCGUCUUUCCAUUCAACAUCCCUAUAGUUUUCCAAAUCAAAAUUCUAAUAUCUGGAGAUCCCCAAUCCCUAUAGUAGUUCCUCCUAUUAGAUUGCAAGUUCCUUGGGGGAAAAGAUUUAUUUUUUAUUUUUGUAUCCCCAGUGCUUUACACAGGAUAAGCACUAAAUACAUUUCUCUUUAUUCAUCCCCAGAUGUAAAAAAACAAAAAUGUUUAAAGCUUUUUAUUUUCUAUGUAUAUAUAUAUGGAUAAUUUUUGACAUUCACCCCUACAAAAUCCUAUAUUCUAUUUUUUUUCCUCCCUUCUCCCCACCCCUCCCCCAGUCAGCAAGCGAUCCUGGUGCAUUUCCUCUAUAUACAUUUCCACAAAUCUCAUGCUGCGCAAGAAAAAUCAGAUCAAAAAGGAAAAAAAUGAGAAAGAAAACAAAAUGCAAGCGAACAGCAACAAAAAGUGAGAAUGCCAUGUUGUGGUCCACACUCAGUCCCCACAGGCCUCUCUCUGGGUGCAAAUGGCUCUCUCCAUCACAUGAUCCUUGGAACGGGCCUGAAUCAUCUCAUUGUUGAAGAGUCACGGCCAUCAGAACUGAUCAUUGCAUAAUCUUGUUGUUGCCGUGUAUACUGUUCUCUGGUUCUAAAAAAGCAAACGCUCAUGGGAUCACAUGUUCAUGCAAAUGUACAACUAUGAAUUCAUUUCAUUCGUUGGAAUUGGAAUUCAUUCAUGGAAAUAUUUCAACUAUUUCAUGAUUUUACCCUAAAACUCCUUUCUUGGCCAAUGAGAAUUAGGGAAGAAAACACACAUUUAUUAAGCCCUUGCUCUGUGCCGGGCCCUGUGCUAAAUACUUAUUACAAAUAUCAUCUCAUUUAAUUUUCAUGACAACUACCGGAAACGAGCCAUUAUAAAUCCUCAUUUUACAAAUUAGGAAACUGAGGCAGAGAUCGGGACUGGCCAGGCUCACACAGCCGGUGAGUGUCUGACUCCAGGCCUGCUGCCCCCCAGCCCCCACGGCUUUCUCGGAGGAGGAGCAGGGAAGGAGGCGUGGUGGGGCUCCUUCAGGGCUGCAGCCCCAGCUCGGGCCCACGGCUGGAGGAGGGCCCCCAGGUUUGCGCAAGGGCCCCGGCCUGUGGUGUAACUGCUUCUGCUGCUUCCUCUUCUCCAGGGGUGGAGGCUGACCCGACAUCUCCCGCUGCCUCCGCCGGGCGACCCUCAGGGUCCGGCUCAUCUGGGCAAGGCCCGGGCUGGGCAGGAAGCCCUUUGCCACCAGAAGCAUGAGUGAUUCCGGCCCGCUGUACGCCACGCCCAGCAGAGAGCUCCCCUCCUCCUCACUGCAUUAUCUUUAUAGCAACCUGGGAGAGGGGCGAGCCCACUUGCUGCCCUCUAAACCCUGCCGCCCACGGACAUCCCGGCUGUCCUCUACCAGCCUCGCCCCCCCUCCCUUGCCCCAGAAGACCCUCUGCCGGACCCGCUCUCUUCCCACGAGCAAGACUCUUCACUCGUCCUAUGGCUACAGUUCCCUUCCUCGGAGGGAGCACCAGGCCGGCCCCGGCCAGGCCUCCUGGGACAGACUGAGGAAACCCUUGCUGGAGUCGCGGAGCCUGGAGGAGAUCCCCCGGGCGGGGGGGGCCCUCUCUGGGCCGGACCCUCGCCGGCUGACCUUCGCCACCCCUGACUGGGAGCUGGGCCAUUUCUUCCAGGACCUGGGCAGCCCCCAGGAGGUGUACAAGGUGCUGAGGGGCUGCCAGCUGGACGCCCUGCGCUGCAUCGAGAAGCAGCUUGGAGCCCGGCUGGCGGGGCCGUGGCCCGGUCGGGGGGGCCCGGGCCAGAGCUUCCGCCUGCUGGACAGCGAGCCCUGUGCGGAGAGUGGGGACGCCUGGUACUAUAAGGUGGUUCGGAUCACCGAAGACACCUGGCACCUCCUGGCUGCCAAGGUGCCCAAGCUGUGGUCCAGGACCCCAGAAGCCCUCCACGCCGAGCCCCCCGGGCUGGCCCUGCAGGCCACGCUCAAGCCGCAUUUUAAUGUGCAGAGUCUCUGUGGGCAGCUGCCCGCGGGGAGCCUGCCAGAGGCACCGUGGCAAGGGCCGGCGGCUCUGGUGGCCGAGGUGCCCACCCAGACUGUGGCCAAUUGGGUCAGCGCCAACGAGGAGCUGCAUGGGAGCCACCCAGGGUGGUACGAGCGCCGGGUCUGCCUCCUGCUGCUCCAGCUGUGUGGGGCCCUGAAGCAGCUGCACUCGGACAGUCUGGGUCACGGGGACCUGAGGCCCGAGAACCUGCUGCUGGCCGUGCCCCGGGGCCAGCCUCUAGGAGCCUUGCCCCAACUGCUCCUCACAAACUUUGCCAGGGCACGGUCGUUGGCGCCCCAGCUGCCAGCGCGGGAGGAUGAACUUCAGCUGGGCCUCCUCAUCUACGAGAUGCUGGGCCAAGGCCCUGCACUGGCCCAGGCCCGAGGGUCCUCCGCUCCCCCGCUGCCAGUCCGCUCGGCCUACUCCCUGGCCCUGGCGCGCCUGACCCCACGUUUGCUGCAGGCCGCGCCAGACCGCCGGCCCCCCGUGGCCCAGGUCCGAGUGGCCCUGCAGACCAUUCUGUGGGGGCCCGGGCCCAAGCUGCAGGCCCAAGGCCUCCCCCCGGGGCCCUGGCUGGACAUCCACCGGGCCCUGCUGCCCCUGGAGCUGGCCGAGCGGCUGGCGGGCAGCGGGGAGGCGGCCGGACUCGAGGACUGGCUCUGCUGCCAGUACAUGACGGAAGCCUCCCAAAGCACGGUGGGCCGGGCUCUGGAGCUCCUGUGGGGAGAGCGGCCUGCUGGGGAUUGAGUGCCCUUGGAGGCCUCAGGGAGGCCCCAGCUCUCGGCACCUCAGAAAACUUGCCUGCAUUACCGUCCUGCCAAGAACUCCAUUUUCUCAUCCCCUACUUUUCUGCCCUGUCCCUCCCUUCCUUCUCCCCCUCCCCAGUCAUGGCCUUUAUUAUUGGGAACAUGGACCACAGGCAUCCCUACACAAAUCCCCUGCCUCCAGAACUCACAGAGGGAGGGCCCCUUGUUUUUCCUCUAAAUGUAAAUAUUGAAUCAGAAUGUCGGGAGGGACCUGAAGUUCAGGGUUUUCAUUUCCCAGCUGAGUCGGAGAGAGGGGCAAUUACCUUCUAGGGAGUCACCUCGGAGAGCAAUACCAGCGUCAGGAUUAGAACCUGGUCUCCAGGCGGGAGUUUUUUCCCCUUGACAUCCCAUUUCCAGGACCUCAAGCAUCAAGUGAGAUUAUAUUUGUGAAGAUUUUUAUUGGAGAUGAUCAGGACCAUUUGUGCCCAACAUGACAUAAUAAUGUCAUAUGGAUCUUCUUCAGGAAUGAAGGACAACAACUAGCAAACCUUUUGGGAAGCACUUAGCGCAGAACCUGGCACACAGUAGGUGCUUUAUAAAUGCUUGCCCUGUACCUCCCUCCAUCCAGGCUGACUCCCAGAGUAAGAUACUGAUCAUCCAUUUGGAAUCUAACCUAGCUUUGGUUGAGACUAAAUUACUUUUGUAAUUUUUAAAUUACUUUCUGUAACUGCAUGUAGGACUGCAUGUCCCUUUGUACACUUUGUGUAUCCCAUAAACUCAGAUCAUGGGAGAGGGGGUGGCUAGGUAGUACAAUGGUUGGAGUCCUAGCCUUAGAAUCAGGAGGAUCUGAAUUCAAAUUCAGCCUCAAAUCCACUUACUAGGUAUGUGACCUCAGAUAAAUCAGUUAACCUUGUUUGCCUCAAUUCCUCAUAUGUAAAUUGAACUAGAGAAGGAAAGGGCAAUUCAAAUCCAGCCUCAAACACUUAAUACGUCUUAGCUGUGUGACCCUGGGCAAGUCACUUAACCCCAAUUGCCUCAGCAAAAAAAAAAAAAAAAAAGGAAAUGACAGACCACUCCAGUUUUUUUUAUCAAGAAAACCUCAAAUGGGAUCACAAAGAGUUGGAUGUGUACAAAAAAUGACUCGACAACAAAGAGACUACAAUGACAGAGUCAGACAUAACUGAAGCAACAAAACCAACUCCAGGGGUCCUCAAACUACGGCCUGCGGGCCAGAUGCAGCAGCUGAGGACGUUUAUCCCCCUCACCCAGGUCUGUGAAGUUUCUUUAUUUAAAGGCCCACAAAACAAAGUUUUGGUUUUUACUAUAGUCCGGACCUCCAAUGGUCUGAGGGACAGUGAACUGGCCCCCUAUUUAAAAAGUUUGAGGACCCCUGAACUAAACCAACAAAACAGGAGCUGGCUGUCGUUUAUGUUCUGAUGGCAUCAAUUUCAGAAUCCAGGGUUGCCUCCAUACCACAAGGAGGCAUUAGAGGAGAAAUAUAAGGGAUGUCAAGGGCAUAACGCUCCAGAAAAAUAGAUGGGCUGGUCAUGUAGUAAGGCUGAGGAGUGACAGAGGGACAACCAAAUGUUGCAUUAGUACAUCUAAGGUAGUAGGCCUGAUGUAAUGUAGAGGAGUUUACUUCAAAUAAAAAUGGAAGCUACCCAACUGCA
Antechinus flavipes (yellow-footed antechinus) is the source of this 5061-nucleotide messenger RNA. It is a transcript of the gene PEAK3, whose product is annotated as PEAK family member 3. NCBI's taxonomy places the organism in Eukaryota, Metazoa, Chordata, Mammalia, Dasyuromorphia, Dasyuridae. Gene Ontology annotation, biological process: protein phosphorylation. The record is from RefSeq and is a predicted model, not a curated record. Gene Ontology annotation, cellular component: actin cytoskeleton; focal adhesion. Gene Ontology annotation, molecular function: protein kinase activity; ATP binding.